AUGGCCACUCUUACUGAUUUUGUCGACUUAUCGUCGACUACUCUCCUCGUCUCUGCGGCCACAAUUGCGUUCAACCCAGUUUUCUGGAAUAUUGUUGCUCGUGCAGAGUACAACAACCAUAUCUUGACUAGAAUUUUUGGAGGCGCCUACAAGGGAUGCUAUGCUCUUGCAUUCGCCAUUUUCUCGAUAGGUAUCCUCCGUGAUCAUAUCUACCAGCUUGCUCUGGAUGAGCAGCCAUUCUACGCUCCGGUGCAUCAGCCCAUUAUCGGCGGUAUUCUGUUUGCGACCGGUUCUGUCUUGGUUCUUUCCAGCAUGUGGGCUCUUGGUAUCACUGGCACCUACUUGGGUGAUUACUUCGGAAUUCUCAUGGAUGCCCCGGUUACUGGCUUUCCAUUCAAUGUGACAGGCUCGCCGAUGUACUGGGGCAGCACCAUGAACUUCCUGGGAGUCGCACUUUACAAGGGCAAAGUGGCGGGUCUUCUCUUGACUGCCGAAGUCUUUGUUCUGUACUGGUUUGCUUUGCAAUGGGAAGACCCCUUCACUGCCGAGAUCUAUGCGAAGCGUGAGCGUGAGCACGCUAAGAAGCAAGGCGGCAAGAAGCAGUAG
Messenger RNA from Penicillium malachiteum, 606 nucleotides. Its product is annotated as bifunctional phosphatidyl-N-methylethanolamine N-methyltransferase/phosphatidyl-N-dimethylethanolamine N-methyltransferase. The transcript has 5 exons. The record is from RefSeq and is a predicted model, not a curated record. Gene Ontology annotation, biological process: phosphatidylcholine biosynthetic process. NCBI's taxonomy places the organism in Eukaryota, Fungi, Ascomycota, Eurotiomycetes, Eurotiales, Aspergillaceae. Gene Ontology annotation, molecular function: S-adenosylmethionine-dependent methyltransferase activity. The coding region runs from base 1 to 606 and encodes 201 amino acids.